AUGGAGCGUGAUGGCUCUCCGGAAUCUCCACCGCGGGAGGCGUCUUCCUUGCCCGGAGAGUGCCCUUCUUCUGACCUCGGACAGGCCUUGUCCCAGGUUCUGCACCAUCUUACCGGCCAGGAGUCCCGACGGGGCAAAGCCAGAAACGCAGCUCUGCAAGACCUCGGUGCUCUCCUAGAAGCCACGGAGUGUGAUCGGCUAUUUGACGGGAGUGACGCCCCGCUGGGCGGAGUGCCCGGGGUGCUGGGGAAGGUGGCAGCCGCCCUGGAGAAGUUUGCAGCCCCACCCAAGGAGGAGGAAGGGAGAGGGGAUGGUUACGCUGCAGUGGCCGAGAGGGCGACAGCAGUUGGGCUGCUGUUCAUGAAGCUGCUGAGGAAAGUGGAGUCUGCCAAGGAGCCCCAGGUUUGCCCUGCCUGGAAGAGAGGCCUGCGCCCCCUGGCAGCACCCAUCUACGUGUUUGCCAUCACACACAGUGUGCAGCAGCCAUGGACCAGGCCACGAUCUCGGGACGUGGCCAGAGAGGUGCUCGCCUUACUGCUUCACGUUGCCGAGUGUGGUUCGGUGGCAGGAUUCCUCCACGGAGAAAACGAAGAGGAGAAAGGGAGAUUUGCUGAGAUCAUGGGGCUUCUGCAGCCCGAUUUGAAUAAGGAAUCCUGGAAGAAUAACCCCGCCACCAAACAUGUUUUCUCCUGGACUCUGCAACAGGUCACUAGGCCCUGGCUGAACCAACAUCUGGAAAGGAUACUUCCCCCAUCAUUGCUCAUCUCAGAUGACUAUCAAACUGAGAACAAAGUCCUGGGUGUCCAUUGCCUCCAUCACAUUGUGCUUAAUGUGCCAGCUGCUGAUUUGCUCCAGUAUAACAGGGCUCAGGUCCUAUACCAUGCCCUUUUCAACCAUCUGUACACCCCGGAGCACCACCUAAUUCAGGUUGUGCUGCUGUGUCUGCUGGACCUGUUCCCAGUCCUGGAGAAGGGCCUGCACUGGAAGGGAGGUGCAGCUCGACCCACCACACACUGUGAUGAGGUCCUGCAGCUGAUCCUGACCCACAUGGAGCCAGAGCACCGCAUCCUCUUACGCAGGACCUACGCCAGAAGCCUCCCGGCUUUUGUGGAGAGGUUGGGGAUUCUGACCGUCCGGCACUUGAAGAGGCUAGAGCGAGUCAUCCUUGGUUAUCUGGAGGUUUAUGAUGGGCCAGAGGAGGAGGCUAGAUUGAAGAUAUUGGAAACCCUGAAACUUCUCAUGCAGUAUACUUGGCCCAGAGUUUCCUGUAGACUUGUGGUCUUAUUGAAGGCUCUCUUGAAACUGAUAUGUGAUGUAGCAAGAGAUUCAAGCCUUACACCUGAGCCUGUAAAGAGUGCUUUGUUAGAGGAGGCCACAGACUGCCUGCUUCUCCUGGACUGCUGCUCUCAAGGACAAGUGAAGGGUCUCCUGGCUAAAAUUCCCCAAAGCUGCGAAGACAGCAAGGUCGUGGAGUGUGUCAGAAAGGUGCAGCAGGCUUCUGAAAGUGCUCCCUACAGUGGAACUUAA
Pipistrellus nathusii (Nathusius's pipistrelle) is the source of this 1527-nucleotide messenger RNA. NCBI's taxonomy places the organism in Eukaryota, Metazoa, Chordata, Mammalia, Chiroptera, Vespertilionidae. The record is from the annotation of a GenBank genome assembly.